Messenger RNA from Neoarius graeffei (lesser salmon catfish), 771 nucleotides. Its product is annotated as N-lysine methyltransferase KMT5A-A-like. The record is from RefSeq and is a predicted model, not a curated record. The transcript is spliced from 7 exons. Gene Ontology annotation, molecular function: protein binding. The coding region runs from base 1 to 720 and encodes 239 amino acids. Lineage: Eukaryota; Metazoa; Chordata; Actinopteri; Siluriformes; Ariidae.
AUGAAAAGGCGAAGACGCAUUAAUCCAAAAGAAGAUGCAAAAUUUUAUGUGCGCAAUGGAAGGGACAAAGUGGGACUCGAUGUAAAAUACAUUAAUGCCUUCAAAGGUCGUGGCAUCUUCACUACCACUCCAUUUGCAAAAAGUGGCUUCCUGUUGGAGUAUCAAGGUGAACUAAUAAGCAAGCAGACAAGCGAGAGGAGACGGAGAAUAUACCAUGACUGCCUUAAGGUGUUCAUGUUCGAGUUCCAAUUUAAUGGGACACUGUGGUGUGUUGAUUUAGCCAGUGAGGAUGGGUCUCUUGGAAGACUUGUUAAUGAUGACCAUAUAAACCCUAAUGCCAAGAUGAAGUACUUGAGAGUGGAAGGGAAGCCCCAUCUGUGUCUAUUUGCUAUAAGAGACACAAGUCCAGGGGAGGAGAUCACCUAUAAUUACAGAGACUCAGACUGGCCAUGGAGAUGCAAGAAACCAGGAGGAAUGUCCACAGAGGGUCAACACGGAGAGGUACCACAUACAUCAGAGCUUUCUAGGAGUGCUCAGAAGGUAUCAGCAAGUCGGCAGCAAAAAAAGGCAUCUACUGGUGCAUCAGCUGGUUGUCUAAAAGGCUUCGAUAGAGGUCUUGAUGAGGAAAUGCCUCAGCAAGGUUCUGAGACCACAAAUUCCCCAUCAAAAGCUGAAGUUCUUGAGAUGACGGCUGAGGGGGAACCAGAUUCAGACGGCUGAGGGGGAACCAGAUUCAGACGGCUGAGGGGGAACCAGAUUCAGACGGCUGAG